AUAAUGAAGAAAAUGCUCCAGAAAAUAUACAUUCUUCAACCAUGGAUGGCUACCACCUGAAAUCAACACCAACAUCCUGAUAGGCUUUCCAAUCAAAACACUAAGCCAACUAAAAUGUGCAUCAGGAUCAUUCAACACGUUUCUCAAAUCUCACCAAUUCACUGAACUCCACCUCCAGCAAUCCUCCUCAGCAGACGAUCUAAAGCUGAAACACACGAGCUGCGCACGUGGCUGGCAGGCGGAUACGGCAGUUUCGGCCAUUAACUUUGCUGUUGCGUUCUGUGAUCACGGGCUUAGCGGCGGAGGCACGGUGGUCUUUGGUGGCAGGAGUUUUGAGUUGUUUAGCGGCUUUGACUGGGAGGGCUGUCUUCGAAGAGGAGGCCGUUUCUUAGGGCUUGUAAACGAGAGACUAUAGUAUUGGUGUGGGGCAGGGUGGUGAGACUAAGUUUAAUUUAAUAUAUAUAGCCACUUACAGAUAAGUAUUGGUGUUGUAUUAAUUAUUUGUUUUCAUAAUUAAUUUCUCUUGACAUACUUUUUUUAAAUUUAAAUUUAGCUACUUCAACGAGGGUGGGCAAUUUGACAUGUUGGGAAUGGACGAGCUUAAACAAGUCCAGUGUUACUUGGAGAAUGAGCUCACUCAACUGAAGGAGAAAAACGAUGCUCUACGAGCGGGAAACGACAUGCUUCAAGCUAAAAAACAACAAUUACUAAAUGAAGUUUGGAGAAAAGUUGCAGAAUACAAUUACCCGGAGUUUGUUCAUGUGGUGGUGCCUCCGGUAAUUGAAGCAUGUGAUCCCCCAAACUACGAGGAGCUUGGUGUUGUUGAUUCUUGGACCAAGACAUUCUCAUUCAAAAGAGCUUUUACCAAUCCCCUGCACUCGUUUUCCCAAUUUGCGGUGUAGGAAAUGAAGUUCUGUUUGAG
Molecule: messenger RNA, 922 nt
Organism: Daucus carota subsp. sativus
Lineage: Eukaryota; Viridiplantae; Streptophyta; Magnoliopsida; Apiales; Apiaceae
Exons: 5
Coding region: 582-902 (106 amino acids)
Source: RefSeq, a predicted model, not a curated record